Anopheles marshallii is the source of this 3387-nucleotide messenger RNA. RefSeq names its product structure-specific endonuclease subunit SLX4 (gene mus312). Gene Ontology annotation, molecular function: enzyme binding. The transcript is spliced from 5 exons. Lineage: Eukaryota; Metazoa; Arthropoda; Insecta; Diptera; Culicidae. Gene Ontology annotation, cellular component: Slx1-Slx4 complex; nucleus. Gene Ontology annotation, biological process: resolution of meiotic recombination intermediates; meiotic DNA double-strand break processing; DNA replication. The record is from RefSeq and is a predicted model, not a curated record. Bases 1 to 3387 code for a protein of 1128 amino acids.
AUGAGCAAACGAUUGAAGUACGCCAAGCUGAGGCUUGCCAAACCGCUCAAUGCAGGCGAUCCACCACCGAUCGUAACGCCUGUUAAGGCAGAUGUUUGUACGGAUGGGUCAGCGGUUGAUAAAACAUCCAAUUUUUCUAAUAAAGGGGCAAAAGAGUCAUGUACCAGUGAAGAAACAUUUGUACUAAUACCCCCUGAGAUUUCGGGAGAGAAUAAUGAAAUUACCAAGGAGCAAAAUUCACGACGGAGAACACAAAAACCGCCUAAUGCAUCUUCAAACGAUGGUCCUAAGUUCCCCAAGCUUAGAAAAAAAACCUGUGAGGGCAACAGAUUGAUUAGUAAUUUUUUGCAUUCGCAAACAAAUCAAACAAUGGAAGAAGACGAUGAUUUCGAAGAAUGCAAAUCCGGCCCAAGCUGGCAAUCGAAACAAACGAAAGUAAAUGUUGCCACUCGGAAGAAAAUGACCAAGGUUCCAAAACGGAUAAAGAAUCAAAGUGAUAUUCGAAAAGUAUUUAAAAAAUUCAAAAGCGACCAUGAAGUACUGCAUGAGCUUCUUAAAGAACAUAGCGCUUCUGAGCAAAUCGAUCCAGAGCAGUUACAAAUUGCCCUAGCUAUGUCGCGAUCGCUGGUCGAUGAGCAAUGUGACCAGAAACCAACAACAAGUAGGGGUUCUCCUAGUAAAGAUUGUUCAGCGGCAGGUGGUUCUGUUUCAUCAGAAGAGCGUCGCAUCGUUAGCAUUCGUACGACUUUGGAGCAGUUUGGAUUUCGUUGUAAAAACAGCUACACUGACUACGAUUUGAACGUUAUCUUUGGUAGUGCAUCAACCAAGAAUGUGAAAAAAAUUAAGCAUAAACGAGCCACGAAUCUGCAGUCUAGAAGUAAGGAGGAGUUGGAUGAUUUUAUAGACAGUCAAGUAAAGAAAUCAAUCCAUUUGAAGACGAUGGAAAGGAAGUCUUAUGUAGGAACAUUGCAGGAAUUGAGAAGUAUCCAAUCUCACCUAAGCAAUCAUUUUUGGAUUGCACAAACUGAACUAUCGAGCGAUCUAUUGAUGGAAAAGUAUUACGUUCCAGAGCUUUUAACAGCUCAACCAGCUCCUGUGGGGUGCAUGUUGAAAGAUUGGAACAAAAUUCCGGGUCGCGAGAAAACACCCGAACGAAAUAACGAUCCAGCGACGGGGAAAAUAUCUUUCCCGAAUGAAAUUCGAGUGAAUUCUCCUGAUAUGUUCAACGAUUCUGAGGUAAUUAACAAUUCAACAGCAUGCGACACAAUCAAGGAACCUUUACUACAUAAAGUUAAUGCUGAACAGAAUGGACAGGAUUGUGGAUUGGAAAAUGAACAAAAAUUGUACUCACAGGAAGUGCUAGUAAGCAGUUCUUCAAAUGAAUCCAGUCAUAUAAAAAUAAAUGUUGCUUCUCCUGUUUCUUCGAUUGCUAUCGAUACGAACAACAUUGAGCCAAUCGUAGAACAGUACGAAACAAAUUCUUGUCACAAGGAUCAAAUCCCUGUGAAGGAUGAACGUUGUGAAAUGCAAGAAGAGAUAGUUGUGCUCAACGACAAUUUUGAAGAGAACAAAGGUAACUUUAAUACUGCGUCGGAUAUCUCUCAGUGCCCGCAACUCGCCUUUCAUCACAGCUCGGAAAACAUAUUCGAUGAUACGGAUCCGAAUCCUAUGGUCAGCUUCGAAGUUUAUUCAAGUGAAGAAGAGAAGAUUGCUGCUGCUUCGCAAGUGCGCAUGGGAAUGAUUUCAUCAAACGGUGACAUUGGAUCUGCAGAAAUGGCACUGGACGAUAGCAGAAUCACUAAUAUUGCAAAAAAUACUUCAAACGUCAUGGAAGCACGGUUUUCUUUCGAAAGGAAUCUUUCAUUCCAUCGACUCGCGAUUAAAGCACGCCUUAGUGAGGCUUUGGAAGGAAAAGAACGGGAGAUAGCAACUGUUGAUUUAAUAGAAAAUGCUCAUGAUUUCGGCAAAACAAUAUCGAAUCUCGCAGAACCGACCGUAAAUAUGCCGCAUGAAAAACAAUGUGCCCAUCCUAAUACUACAGGGGAUGAUGUAAUAUACAUUUCUGACGAUGAGGUGAAUUAUUCUAUUUGUUCUGAAUUAUUGCGAGUACCUACUGCAAGUGCCAUAGAACCAGUUGAAAAAAAAAUUGGAACUACAUCAAAGGAGGAUCAUGGCAUGGCAAUUCCAUACCACGCGGCUAAAUCCACUAAGCAAAUGAGUCGGCCUUCUGCGAAAGAAGAACUUGAAAGUUUAAUCAGUUAUUCGCAUGAUAACGACAAUGAAGCAAUUGUCGCUGAAAUCAACUGUGCGGAAAAUACGUUUGCUUACCUGGACCAUUUAGUGAAGGAGUUCAACUUACCUCCGUUAAAACCAUCGCAAAACAUGCGUAAUGGUAAUACAGAUCAGUACGUAUCUAGUGAGACGGACGAGAAGGAGCUUAAAAAUAGAACAACGGAAUCGGAAAAUCAUAAUAGCCCUCAUAAGGUGAAUGAUGAAAUAGCAGCCGGAAUAAUUGCGCCUCAAACUUCCCUGACCGAUAAUUUUUUAAGUACUGGAAUCAGGACGUCGUCAUCAAAAGUUCUGAGUGAAAUGAAAUCCUGCACACAAUUUGAAUUCCCUAGAGAUUGCUUAGCUUUGAAGAGCACUGCGUCAGACAUAGGAUUCCCCUCGUCCUCGACAUCGAAUGAAAGAGAAGCUCAAAAUAAAUCGAUAGGCAGUAGUUUUGAAAAUAAAUUUGGCGAGUUGAAAACGGUUGCUGUAAAUAUAUUUGCAACAGAAUAUGUAAUACGUACGUCGAAUGUUAAUCAGAAGCCUCCGACGUAUGAAGAUAUGUCAACGCCAGAAAUUGAACGUGAAUUGUUUAAGUACGGGUUAAAGGCAUUACAGCGGAGUAAAGCAAUUCGGGUGCUGCAUUAUUUGUUUGAUGAGAUGCAUCCAUAUGUGAUGUUAGUAGAACGGCAUAACAUACAAGCGAAAGAAGAAAGUAGCCAUUGCAAGGUGAAAUAUGCUAAGAAAAAAUAUUCGCAGAUUCCAGCACCUUACAGUUCGGCUGUGUUAACAACGCCUCGAAAAUGCGCAUUCAAAUUGGAUCUUAACAGUACAACUUUUUUCCUUCCAUCGAAACCAAGGAAGAAGAUGGCGUGGUGCGCUGUUCCGCUUCAUAUUUCUUUCUUCAAUUUAGUGUCGGAAAGUGAAGUCUUACAGCGACAAAUUCUGCGCUUCAAACCGAUUAAUUUAGAUGAGGUUAACGGGCUUCUUAAGGAUGCUGGAUUACGCUACGCAACAAAUGAUCUGAUUGCGUUUUUCGAUAAGCACUGCAUCGCUUUUCGGAUUGCAGUUUCUAAUGGAAAUCGAAUGGCACAAGUGAAUAAUGCGUCCGAUGCAUAG